Molecule: messenger RNA, 2775 nt
Organism: Penicillium salamii
Lineage: Eukaryota; Fungi; Ascomycota; Eurotiomycetes; Eurotiales; Aspergillaceae
Source: the annotation of a GenBank genome assembly
AUGAAUGAAGGCAAUCGGAAUGACAGUUUCAUGCUGAAUAACAUACACAGACCUACAGAUGUGAUCUCCGAGAUUGAGCAGCCUGCUCUUGCCCCAGCAGAUGAAGGCAAGGCAGCAUGGCUGAUGUUGGCUUCCUCCUGUGUGAUCCAACUACCAGUCUGGGGAUUCUCAACUGUGUUUGGUGUCUUUCAAGAAUACUACUCUACCCAUGACGUCCUGCGGGGAAGCAAAGGAGACUUGGCCACCGUGGGAACCACUUCAACGGGUCUACUCUAUCUCCUUUCACCAGUCAUUUUCACCCUUCUCACACGAUACCCUCGUCUGCAGUACUACUGCGCUCCAAUUGGUCUGGUCAUCACCGUCCUGGGAUCCCUGCUGUCCUCAUUCUCGGUGCAGGUAUGGCAUCUCAUUGCAACGCAGGGUGUGAUGUGCGCUAUUGGAAAUGGCCUGCUGUUUAGCCCAUCUUCCUUAUACCUGGAUCAGUGGUUUUUGCGCCGCAAGGGCCUCGCCAUUGGAAUCAUGUGGGCUGCUAAGAGCAUUACGGGCGUCGUCCUUCCGUUUAUCGCUAGUGCUUGUUUGAACAAAUUUGGAUCCAGCACUACAUUGAGAGCUUGGACUGUCACGACGUUGCUGACCACUCUCCUGGCUCUACCUUUCAUGAAACCUCGUAUCCCCAUCUCAUCAUCUGCUACAGCCCGACCUCUGGAUUUGAGCUUCCUGAAACAACGCACGUUCCUAAUGCUGCAGGCAGGCAAUAUCAUCCAGAGUUUCGGAUACUUCCUACCGACAACAUACCUUCCAUCAUACUCGACAGAAACAAUUGGGUUAUCUCAAACUACUGGCACGAUGCUCGUCUCUCUCUUCAACGCAACAUCUGUCUUUGGCGGGAUAGCUUUUGGAGCACUAUGUGACCGCUUCUCAGUGACCAACAUCAUGCUUUUGUCGUCAAUUGGCUCGGCGCUGUCCGUGUUCCUGUUCUGGGGCAUGGCAUCGUCUGGUUCAGACUCGUCCCAGACGGCCAUUGCUCUUCUUACUGUCUUCUCCAUCACAUAUGGCUUUUUCGCCGGAGGUUUCAGCUCCACCUGGUCUGGGGUCAUCACUCAGAUCAAACGUGAUUCUUCACCAUCUCUGGAGACUGGACUUGUCUUUGGUCUCCUGGCAGGUGGGCGAGGAAUUGGGAAUGUGAUCAGUGGUCCGUUGAGCACGAUUUUGCUUCGUUCAGGCUCGCUGGGUGACUCGGGUAGUCUGAGUGGUAGCACUGGAUAUGAUACCCAGUAUGGCACACUCAUAAUAUUUACUGGAAUCACUGCAUUUCUUGGGGCAUGGAGUUGGAUGUGGCGGGCUCCUCCUGACACAAUGGCAACAGAUGCUGCGCUACAAGACCCGCUGCUGUCACUUCGACGCGCAAUUGCCUCUGGCAACCUCCCAACGCCGACUACCUCGUCCGAGCUCUCCGAUCAACAUGCCACGGAAGAUCUAGCCAAAGCCACACAUCUCUACUUCUCCCAACCAGUCGCUCAAACAAUUCCUCUGUCCACAGUCACAAGAUUCAUAUCAGAGGCAACCCAAUCUGCUGUCGACCUGCGCAGUAUUCUGUUCGCUUGGCAGAACAAGGAUGUCGCCAUUCCCGAAUACAUUGCUUCAGCGGAGAAGUUCAAUGAAGAGCUGAAGAAGCAGACACAAGAAGGUGGCAAGGAGCAAAGUGUUCAGAUUCUGGUUUUCGUCGAGCGCCUCGACCUUAUCACCUGGUUAGAAGGCGCCGCUGAGGAAAUCGACCACAUCAAACCUCUCGAGGGAGCAGCUGCGGCUGCCGAGGCUGCCGCCGCCGCUGCUGGUGUAGCUCAGGCUGAGAAUGCGGCGGGAAUUGCUGCCGGUGCGACUGGCGGUGUUUCCACAGCCCCCAGUGGGACCGCAGGAGCAGUACAGACCGGAGCUCAAUCUGGUCGCCCACAAAAGCAGAUCGAUCCUCGACUACAGGAAAUUUACAAUGGAGAGCGCAAGACAGGUGAUCGCAACACCGUGCUGCGGGGAAUCAAGCCAACUGACUUUUCACACGUCCGCAAGAGCGCCGAGCUGUUCCUUGACCGAAGCCGCAGUCGCCCAGGCCAGCCAAGUGCCAAACCGGGCAGCAAGAGCGUUGUCCCAGCGCCCUCAGCUGGACUAUCGAUGCCAUCAUCACGCAAGUCCAGCUCCUCCAACGCUCCUAUCAUUCUGAUCUCGCCCUCCGCCUCCUCUCUCAUCCGCAUGUCGAACGUCAAGACAUUCCUCGAAAAUGGUAUCUUCGUACCACCAGACCACCCCACCCUCUCCAGCGCAACAGACGCCAACCUAGUGAAGCUCGAGCGCCCACUCCGCAUCAACAGCGAUCCAUCCAACCCCAGCGCAAGCGCAAUCGGUUCCAGAACCGGUGGAAAGCCCACCCGCCCAACCAAGUUCUUUAUCGUCGAUGGCACAUCCAGCUUCAAGCCCGAAUAUUGGAACCGUCUCGUGGCUGUCUUCACCACCGGCCAAACAUGGCAAUUCAAAUCCUACAAAUGGACCUCCCCACCCGAGCUCUUCAAGCACGCAACCGGCAUCUACGUCGGUUGGCGCGGCGAGGACGUCCCCAGCCAAGUCAAGGGCUGGGGACGUGGCGUUGACAACUUCGCUGUUGAGCGCUGGGACGAAAGGAAUGGCGUCGAGGGUGGUGGUCGCUGGCGAGAUCGUGAGGUCGUCGAGGGUAUUUGGUCUGCUAUUGAAGAGGGCAUGAGACUCCGUGGUUGGGGCUCCAAGUAG